CGUCGCGCCAACCUAUGGGUCAUAUCCACCGAUGAGAUCGUUAGAAUGGACUGGUUUGAUGAUUACGCUGCCGGAUCUUUAGCACAGAGUUCAGGGAAUGUCUUUGGGUAUAUACCAAGCCGUUCUAAAAAGACAAUUCAUCCUCAACGGUCCAUUGUCUCUAAUCUCAUCGGCUGGGAAUACGUUGAUCUCGGAUAG
Molecule: messenger RNA, 198 nt
Organism: Paraglomus brasilianum
Lineage: Eukaryota; Fungi; Glomeromycota; Glomeromycetes; Paraglomerales; Paraglomeraceae
Source: the annotation of a GenBank genome assembly